AUGGCAUCUAGCUUAGCAACUGCCACAAUAAUGGAAGCGAGAUCCACUCGUAUGAUGACAGAUUCUGCUAAGGAAUUGGAUACAGAGAAGCUUAUCAAUUUGUUCUCCUUCUCUACUGGAGUUUCAACAACAAUGCUCAAAAAACGUGAAUCCUCAGCACGCGCGACUUUCAAAACCGCUCCAGAUUGUUCUCUUACCGGUGAAUUCAGUUUUAGACAACUUUCGAAUGCCACUCGUAUUAAUGGACAAAUCAAUUCCGGAUUCAGUAAUCCAGACCCUUCCAUCUACAAAUUCGAAAUUCAUCCUACAAAAAAAGAUCCAUCUACCCCGAUCAAGGUUUUGAACCCGAAAUUCACAAUUAACGUACCACCAGGUGGAAGUUCUCCUAUUCAAUUGACUGAAUCAGACAUUGCUCUUCAAUCGGGUCCUGGUGUGAAGAAUGUUCUCAACGCUUGGCUUAGAAUUUUGAAUCGUAGUGGUUUGUUGUGCAGCGCUCGAAUUGUUCCUGCGUAA
This is a messenger RNA of Ambispora gerdemannii, 513 nucleotides long. NCBI's taxonomy places the organism in Eukaryota, Fungi, Glomeromycota, Glomeromycetes, Archaeosporales, Ambisporaceae. The record is from the annotation of a GenBank genome assembly.